AUGAAACAGCGGGGAGAAAACGUCUUUGGGAAUGGCACCGUCGGGAACGCGGAGACGGCCAUUGGCGUCAACCAACCCCACCCCAUCCCAACCUUCGCCUUCCUCCCCAUCAGCAACCCCAUCCCCAUCCCAACCUUCGCCUUCCUCCCCAUCAGCAACCCCACCCCCAUUCCAACCUUCGCCUUCCUCCCCAUCAGCGCCCCCAUCCCCAUCCCAACCUUCGCCUUCCUCCCCAUCAGCAACUCGAUCCCCAUCCCAACCUUCGCCUUCCUCCCCAUCAGCAACCCCAUCCCCAUCCCAGCCUACGCCUUCCUCCCCAUCAGCAACCCCACCCCCAUCCCAACCUUCGCCUUCCUCCCCAUCAGCAACCCAACCCCCAUCCCAACCUUCGCCUUCCUCCCCAUCAGCAACCCCACCCCCAUCCCAACCUUCGCCUUCCUCCCCAUCAGCAACCCCACCCCCAUCCCAACCUUCGCCUUCCUCCCCAUCAGCAACCCCAUCCCCAUCCCAACCUACGCCUUCCUCCCCAUCAGCAACCCCACCCCCAUCCCAACCUACGCCUUCCUCCCCAUCAGCAACCCCACCCCCAUCCAAACCUUCGCCUUCGUCCCCAGUUCCUAUUAA
Messenger RNA from Haliotis rufescens (red abalone), 624 nucleotides. Its product is annotated as anti-sigma-I factor RsgI2-like. The transcript is spliced from 3 exons. Lineage: Eukaryota; Metazoa; Mollusca; Gastropoda; Lepetellida; Haliotidae. The record is from RefSeq and is a predicted model, not a curated record. Bases 1 to 624 code for a protein of 207 amino acids.